This is a messenger RNA of Cercospora beticola, 1653 nucleotides long. RefSeq lists its product as uncharacterized. NCBI's taxonomy places the organism in Eukaryota, Fungi, Ascomycota, Dothideomycetes, Mycosphaerellales, Mycosphaerellaceae. The record is from RefSeq and is a predicted model, not a curated record.
AUGACGCCCAAACAACCCUGGUCAGAAGAAGAGCUUCGCGUUCUUCUCCUCCUCUACACACAAUGGAAUCUCUCCAAGCAGAGGAAGCUCGUCCACCAAGUCUUCACGACGAUCUUUCCCGACUGGAAAGGUACUCAACAUGCUCUACACCGAGAGUUCAGCGGUCGAUUUGGAGAUGGCACGAGUCCUCUCUGGUACGAUAUCGAUCGACCCAACAAAGAACGCCAAGAACCAUACACUACUGAGGAACUGGCCACGAAUAUGGCAUUGUUUGAAAGAAUCACGAGCUCGGUUGAUGAAGCGACGAGGAAAGAGCUCGAUCAAUUUUUGAGUCGUUCAUGGCCGCAUUAUCUCGAUGGCGAUUGUUGGCGACAAGCCACGGCGGAUAGAUUCCGUCGAGAGCGGGAGGAACGUGAGAAAAGGGGAGAUGGAGCUGGCAGCCAUGCGGGUUCAUCGAAGAGUCAAGCUGGAGAAAAAGAGGCGGGCAAGGCUGAGGAAGAGCGGCCAAAGGCCAAGGGCAAAGAGAAGUCGGAUGAAGAGAACCGGGAAACUGAACCGAUCACGAAAGCUCCAGAAAAGACUGGCAAAGGCAAAAAGAAAGCCCCAUUUGGAUCGAUGGGAUCCGCAGAAUGGCAGCAAAGGCACAUCGAACAGAGAGACCGCGAACAGGCUCGCAAGGAGAAACAAGCAAAGUUGCAAGAAAUGAAGUCAGGCAGGAAUCUCCGAUCUAGGCGUGAUAAGGUGGAGGAGUUCGAAGCCACGAUUGCCAAGGACGAUGUGGAGGAAGAUGAGGACAUGGAUGAUGACGACGGUGAACUGUUCGAGAAGCCAGCAAAGCCAUCGAACCCUUCUCGUACGUACGGUACGAGGUCCAAAGCUGACAACAAGCCCUUUGGCAAGCUGAAGACCCCAAGCAAGAAGCCCAUUGAAAUCUCCAGUGGAGAUGAGGAGGAGGAGGAGGAUGAGAUCGAUGAGAUUCCGGCCAAAGUUACAGCAACGCAACAUUCCAACGCGAGACAGGCGUCCAAGCCUACUCCGUCUCUCAGAAAAGCCAGAGCCAGAACUGCCGCAGGAUCGGAGGAUGAAGAAGACGCGAAAGUGAUAGAGGAUGACGAGGACGCCGAAGCGGGCCAGAAACCCACCAGACCUCGAGCACCUGCACGACCUUCUCGCAACCAGAGCUUGCUAUCAGCUCACCUGGCCGCUGUCGAUUCGGGCAAAAUCAGAAAGCCCGUAGCGCCCGAAAAGCCCGACGAUGAAGAGGAGGAACAAGGUGAGGAUGAGAUCAUGCAGGACCCAGCAAAACCUUCAGCAUCCACACGAGUUUCAAGUCGUCAGAAGGUUCCAUCUACCCCUGCAGUGACUUCUCCCCGUCGUACCAGAGCGCGAGCAGCGUCGGCGACCAACGAGAGCAACGACGAAAAGGAAAACGAUGUCGAGCAGACACCAGCUAAUCCUUCGGCUAUCAAGCGAGCUUCACGCUUUCGGAAGACCAAGUCUACUCAUGUCGCAUCGACCAGACAGACCAGAGGCACGGCACAGCGCGCUUGGGCGACUGAUGACAAGGCAGAGUCCGAUGAAGAAGAGAUUCCGCUGUCUGAGGAGGACGAGGAGCUCCCGGAUGUCCAGGAGGAAUCAGAAGACGAAAGGUAG